AGCGGAAAAUAGAAAAGUUCAGAACCAAAUGGGCAAUGAUAACAGAAAGCCAGAAAUACACAAGUAUGCCACUUCUCUCAAUAGAUUACACGACUAGCUUUUCUAUAAAGCAAAACUUGGCGGAAAAGGAAAGUAGCUUAUAUCUGUCUCCUCACAAGGACCUAACACACACACACACCAAACGAUGGAUACACAACUCACUGCUCACCACAUGACUGUUCUCUUCUUCUUCUUCUUUCUCUUCAUAUCAAUAUCAUCUUCCAAGCUCUCUUUGGCAGCUCCAAGCAGUACUGCACACAAUCCACAUUCGCCACCCGAGUUGAACCCAUUUUCUCCUAAAGCAUCUUUGAUCCGUUAUUGGAACAAACACAUCUUUAACACCUUGCCUAAAUCACCAUUUCUCCUCUCCAAAGCUUCUCCACUUACUGCGAUAGACUCAGCGUUCCUCUCCAGACUCGCUACCCAAAACUCACUCUCUUCGCAUUUUGAAUCUUUCUGUUCCUUAGCCAAUUUAUUCUGCUCCUUUGACUCAAAACCAAUGAAUUUAGGCGAUAAAAAUGACAAUAAAGAUGCAAACUUUGCACUAUACUCCAACAAACAGUUCGCAAACUAUGGGAGGUCUCAACUCGGAGGGGUUGACUCGUUCAAGAAUUACUCAAAUGGCUUGAACUCUGUUUCUGACUCGUUUGUAAAGUACAGCCGCGACGCAACAGGCCAUAGUGAAGCAUUCACAAAUUAUGCUACUGAUGGAAAUGUUGCCAAUGCAACCUUUGGCAACUACGGCGCUGGUGCAACUGGAGGCUCUGGCGUCUUCAAAAACUAUGACGACCGAGUCAAUGUACCAGGUCUGCGUUUCACCACAUAUGCUUCUGAUGGCAAUAACCAUAAGCUAUCAUUUUCAAGCUAUAGUGGGGAUACAAAUUCCGGGUCUGAAUCGUUCACUAGUUAUGGAAAGAAAGGAAAUGGGGUUCCAGCGGAAUUUGCAACCUAUAGUGGAGAUUCAAACAUAAUUGAAUCUACAUUUACUGGUUAUGGGGAAUUAGGUAAUGUAGCAAAUGAUAGUUUUGCAGGGUAUGGUCUCUCGGGUAACAACCCACAUAAUAAUUUCAAGAGUUAUGGCACUGGUGGAAAUUCUGCUAUUGAUAGUUUCUCUAGCUACAGGAAUGGAGCUAAUGUUGGUCAAGAUUCAUUUCAAUCUUAUGCCAGGAAUACAAAUGCAGGCAAAGUUAGCUUCACUAAUUAUGGGAAAACAUUUAACCCCGGUAAUGAUACAUUUAAAGAAUAUGGUAAGGGAUCAAAGGGUAACACUGCUGUUGGUUUCAAAAUUUAUGGUCCGGAUCGAUCUUUCAAGGAAUAUAUUCAAAAAGGUGUAACUUUUGCUGCUUACGCUAACACUACCAGUACUAGUGGCAGUUUUGUAAAUAGGAGAUGGGUUGAGCCUGGUAAGUUUUUCAGGGAGUCCAUGUUGAAGCAAGGGAAUGUUGUGGUCAUGCCCGACAUUACAGACAAAAUGCCAAAAAGAUCGUUUCUGCCCCGAUCCAUCGUUUCAAAACUACCAUUCUCGUCCCCUCGUCUGUCUGAGCUUAAGGAAGUUUUUCAUGCACUUGAGAAUUCAACCAUGGAGUGUGUGCUUGUCAACGCGCUGGCCGAAUGCGAGAGAGAACCCAGCCAAGGUGAGACCAAGCGGUGUGUGGGCUCGGUGGAGGACAUGAUAGAGUUUGCCGUAUCAGUCUUGGGCCAUAAUGUGGUUGUCAGGACCACCGAAAAUGUUCAUGGGUCAAGUAAAAAUGUGAUGAUUGGGAGAGUCAAAGGAAUCAACGGUGGAGAAGUGACUAAAUCUGUCUCUUGUCACCAAAGCUUGUAUCCGUACUUGCUUUAUUAUUGCCAUUCAGUUCCCAGGGUUAGAGUUUAUGAAGCUGAAAUUCUUGACGUUGAGAGCAAAGAGAGGAUCAAUCUUGGGGUUGCAAUCUGUCAUAUUGACACAUCAGCUUGGAGCCCAAAUCAUGGUGCGUUCGUGGCAUUAGAGUCCAGCCCUGGGCAAAUUGAGGUUUGCCACUGGAUAUUUGAGAAUGACAUGAGUUGGACCGUCGCUGAUUAGGGCUAGUGGCUGCUGCUUAAUUUGAAAUAUUUGAUUGAAUAUCGUUGUUUAAUGAAUUCUUGUGCCUGGUGAUAUGUAAUCUUUUUUGGUUUCAAAUAAUUAUGAGAGUAACCAAGAGAGACAUUUUGCGAGUUUGUGACAAA
Ricinus communis (castor bean) is the source of this 2241-nucleotide messenger RNA. Its product is annotated as polygalacturonase 1 beta-like protein 1. The transcript is spliced from 2 exons. The coding region runs from base 185 to 2098 and encodes 637 amino acids. The record is from RefSeq and is a predicted model, not a curated record. Lineage: Eukaryota; Viridiplantae; Streptophyta; Magnoliopsida; Malpighiales; Euphorbiaceae.